Molecule: messenger RNA, 2502 nt
Organism: Spodoptera littoralis (African cotton leafworm)
Lineage: Eukaryota; Metazoa; Arthropoda; Insecta; Lepidoptera; Noctuidae
Source: the annotation of a GenBank genome assembly
AUGACGACGGUGCGUUCUUGCAUCGUCCUCUGCCUCUUGUUGGGCAGUAGCAAUGCAUCAGUUAGAGUAGGGCGCGGCUAUACUGCCGGCGCUGCAGGGGGAGGAGGCGGUGGCGGCGGAGGCGGAGGUGGAGGAGGAUUUGGUUACGGCAGCGGCGGAGGCUUCGGCUUCGGUGGGGGCUCCGGAUCCUUUGAAGGUGGCUUCGAUGGAAUACGUGAAGGAGUUGGAAGCAUACUUAGCGAUGUGCAAUCCGGGCUCACUGCAUUGGGAAAUGCCGGUGCAAGUUUCAGUGGUAGCCUAGGUGGAAAAGGAAAAUCAAUAUACACAAAAUCUGAAGAUGGCAAAUCUGGAGGAUUUGCCUUUACUGGUACAUUAGAUGGUGGCAAAGGCGGUUACGGCGGCGGCGGUGGAUAUAGUGGAGGUGGGAGUGGCGGUGGUUAUGGAGGUGGCGCUGGUUAUGGAGGUGGCGCUGGGUACGGUUCCGGGGGAGGAUCUGGUGGAGGAGGCGGCUUUAGUUUCGGAGGCUCUGGUGGACAUGGAAGUUCUGGAAGUGGCGGAGCAAGUCACGGCGCUGGAAAUUCUGGUGGCCACUCCAGUAGCGGUGGAUUUAGUGGAGGAUUGAAUUUCGGUGGAAGUGGAGGAGGCGGAUAUGGUGCGGGUGGCUCUAGUGGAAGUGGCCAUGGUGGAAGUAGUGGCGCAGGAAGUGGAAUUAGUGCGAGCGGUAGUAAAAUUAGUGCUGGAUCAGGACUUGGGUCUAGCAAUAAUGGAGGCAGUGGGGGUGGUUUCGGAGGUGGCUAUGGAGGUGGCAGCGGUGGGGGCGGUAGCGGAGGUUUCGCUAUUAAUGGAGGAGGCGUGUCUAGUGGACAUGGAAGCAAUUCUGGCAGUGGACACAGCCACAGUUCGGGUGGAGGACACGGGGGAAGCUCUGGUGGAGCGAGUGGGGGGCUAAGUUUUAGUGGUGGAUUUGGUGGCAGUGGAAGUGGAAGUGGUGGACUUAGUGCCGGACAUGGAGGAAAUAGUGGGUCUGGCGGUGGGGCUGGUAGCGCUAGUGGAUAUGGAGGAAUCGGCGGAGGUGGAGGAAGUGGAGGAGGCUACGGAGGAGGUUAUGGUGGCGGUAUCGGCGGAGGUCUUGGAGGUGGAAGCGGUGGAAGCAGUGAAAGUCACGGCAGUAGUGGUGGUGGUGCAGGAGGCCUGACUAUUAGUAGCGGAGGAAGUCUCGGUGGUGGCCACGGUGGAGGCUAUGGCGGAGGUAUCGGCGGAGGCCUUGGAGGUGGAAGCGGUGGAAGCAGUGGAAGCCACAGCAGCGGUGGUAGUGGUGCAGGAGGCUUAACUAUAAAUAGUGGAGGAAGUCUCGGUGGUGGCUACGGUGGAGGCUAUGGCGGAGGUAUCGGUGGAGGCUACGGAGGUGGAAAAGGUGAAAGCAGUGGAACUAUCGGCGGCAGUAGCGGUAACACAGGAGGAGGCUUAAGUAUUAAUAGUGGAGGAGGCCUCAGUAGUGGACAUGGCGGAGGCUAUGGUGGUGGCCUCGGAGGUGGAAGCAGUGGAAGCCUUGGAGGUGGAAGUAGUGGAAGUCUCAGUAACAGUGCUGGAAGCGCCGGAAGUUUAACAAUUAGUAGUGGAGGUGGCCUCGGUGGUGGCCACGGCGGAAGUUAUGGUGGUGGCAUGGGAGGAGGCCUUGGAAGUGGCAACGGAGGAGGUCUAAGCUUCGGAGGUGGAGCAAAUCAUGGCAGUAGUAGUGGUAGUUCAGGAGGCUUAUCAAGCACUAGUGGCACAAGCCUUAGCGGUGGUCAUGGUGGGGGCUAUGGCGGCGGAGGUGGUGCAGGCUACGGAGGUGGCAGCGGUGGAGGACAUAGUAGCGGCGGCGGUGGCUCACUUGGUGGCACCUUUAUGAUUGGACUUGGAGGUAGUGGCUCAAGUGGUGGUAGCCUUGGAGGCAAAGGUCAAGGAGGAGGAAUUGGAGGAGGCAAUGGAGGUGGCAUCGGAGGAGGAAGCGGUGGAGGUUACGGAGGAGGCAUCGGAGGAGGAAGCGGUGGAGGUUACGGAGGAGGCUUUGGUGCUGGAGGCGGUGGUGGCUACGGAGGAAGCAGUGGCUCUGGAAGUGGAAGUGGAGGAAGCAACUUCUUGUUUAAUGGGGGUUUCGGAGGGAGUGGGAACUCUGAAGGCCUCGGCAGUGGAAAAGGCCUUGGCGGUGGCAAAGGAGGCGGCGGCGGUGGCUUAGGAGGCUUAGUGGGUAGUUUUCUUGGUGGAUUCGGAGCAGACUAUAGUGGAAGCAGCAGAGGCGGCGGCGGGGGUAGUGGCUCUGGAGGCUUCGGAGGCUCUUUAGGCGGUGCGGGAGGAUAUGGUGGUCAUGGUGGCAGUUACGGGGGCUCCAAUGGAGCCUUCAGUAGCAGUGACGCUGCCAGCUCAGCUGGUGGCUACGGUGGCUCCGGCGGUUAUGGUCAGUCAGGCUCCUUUGCCUCCGCUAAAGCAUCAGCCUCAGCCAACGCUGGUAGCUAUGGUUAA